CUGCUGAGGCCCGGUAGGAGAUCUUCCUGACAGCAUCGGGAUAUGUAACUGGCUGACAAUCUCUUCCUCUAAAAAAUAGAAGUAGUUGACUUUAAUUAUUUCAAGUCAAUGGCACUGACACCAGAAGACUACGUUGAGGAGGCUAGAUCACUUUAUGAUUUUGGGUAUCCCCCAACCGAAUGUCCCCCGUACAUGAUGAUAUAUCAUUCGUUGCAGAAGUUGUGCAAGAAGCAGAACUUCAUCAUAGAGGGAAGCAUGGACCAGACCGCGCUAUCACAUGCCUUUCAAGUGUUUCCCCAAAUGAGGGAGCUGACGCUUCAUUUCUGCACGGUACUGGAAUGCAAUGAAUGGCUGGAAUCAUACAUCAAGCCGGACAUGACGAUGACAGAGAAAUCUUAUGAGCAUCAUGUGCAGGUGAUGUCAAAUGCCCUCGCUCUUGCUCGUCUCAGGGGCGGUCUGGUUGACACAAUUCAUCUAUCGGGGCUACAGCUCCGGCCGCACCAUGUCAAGCUGUCAGAUCUGAUGGCGAUGUCUGGAGCUUUGCAGGAACUUUUGAGCGGUAUGCGAAAACUUCGAGUGACGCAGUCCCAGUCGGCUUUGGAUUUGCUCUCUCAGUGCGCAUUGGACGUGUGUCAAAUCGACUUAUGUUCGUUACUGGUCAACUAUGAAACUUUGAGAAAUCUUCUAGUCAUAAACAAGAGCUCCCUCGUUUCAAUCGGGUUCCAUAACGUGCAACUAUCGGAGAUGCCGGAACGCAUUCCGCCUCAACUGACAGCGAACCUCUUGCUUAAAAUUCUGAGUCAGCCAAAAAAUGCGCCAACUUUAGAGACAAUCUGCCACUGUGUGCCAUAUGGGAAUAGAAAUCAAAGGCUAUUAUUGGAGGAAACAGCCAGAUCAACUUCUUAGCUAGCUUAACAUAAUGCAAUUUGA
Molecule: messenger RNA, 930 nt
Organism: Talaromyces proteolyticus
Lineage: Eukaryota; Fungi; Ascomycota; Eurotiomycetes; Eurotiales; Trichocomaceae
Exons: 1
Coding region: 109-906 (265 amino acids)
Source: RefSeq, a predicted model, not a curated record